Molecule: messenger RNA, 1203 nt
Organism: Cantharellus anzutake
Lineage: Eukaryota; Fungi; Basidiomycota; Agaricomycetes; Cantharellales; Hydnaceae
Exons: 9
Coding region: 277-879 (200 amino acids)
Source: RefSeq, a predicted model, not a curated record
UGAAUAAGCGAUUACGUCCUCGACCAACAACGGCCUCCAAAUGUAGCCUACCGCACAGGUGCCUCAUUUCACCUGUUUCUUGCCAUUGGUCCCACCAGUCUGUAUGGUGGUCGGUGACCAGCAAAACUCCCUCACCCCAGCUUUAUAUUUGCAAUGAGAAUUUCAUCAUACACGCUGCACAACGUACUUAAGUGAGCCUGUGGGUGCGUUGGGAGGGGCAGCAAAACUCCCCUCCUUUCAUCUACCUUGUGCCAGCAGCGUACCAGCGUAGUAAAAAUGAUGUUGAAGAUGUUUAGGUUGAUCUUCCCCGCCUUCAUCGUUGCCUUGUUCGUUGCACAAGGCUUCGCUAACCCAGUCGCACCCUUGCCCGUUGAGGUUGAACGCCGAAACGACACGACUCCAGCCACUGGACCCUAUAACCCGCUCGCCGACCCUACUAUUCUUUCUCCCGAACCACCUAUCACCGGUACGGGGGAAACCCGAGACCUUGCAAGGGAUUAUGGACACGGACAUAGAUGUCCACAUGACUAUCACAAAUGCUCGGAUCAUAAGUGUUGCCCGAAGGAUACUUACUGCUGGAAGGGCUAUUGUUUCCCCAACGGAUGCGAUCAUUGCGGACAUGGUUACUGCAAACCUGGCUAUCGUUGCUACAAGGGCAAAUAUUGCAUCCCCGUUAACACGUACCCGUGUGGUCCAUACCACUUCUGCUACAAAGGACAAGAAUGCUGCAACAAAGAGAAGGGGACCUGCUGCCCGCCUGGAUAUUUAUGCCACGGAUACGGAUGCAUUCCGAAAGGUUGCAACCCAUGCGGCGAUAAACAUUAUUGCGGCCCUGGAUACAAGUGCUGCAAAGGCGGGAAAGCAUGUUGCCGCCACUAAGAAUGUACGUGGCAUUCCGAGUCGAUGGAUCGACGUACGAAGCGAUCUAGUCGAGUUGAGUUGGAAUUGGUGCCGACCUAUCCGUUCAUGGACUCUCACUUUGGACUGCGCUUCUGACUGAGGAAUGGUUCUUUUUUUUUGCGUUUUCACGUAGUCCGAAGUUCCCUAUCUGUACUGUGUAACUCUUUUUUCGUUGGUCGACUGAGAAUGCAAUAUCGUGAUUAAAUCAUGUCAGAUGUAGCCAUGCAGGGCUUUGUUCCUCAGGCGGCUCGUCACACAAUCCCUGCUUUGUGCUGCCAUUGUCGGAAGUCGCAGUACGCGCGU